AUGGCGCCUUUGUAUCCUCGACAGAUCAUUCACUCACUGACUCCAACUCCUCCCCAUCUUCCCGAAGACCCGCCUACCUCGUCGGCCUCGAACCCCGAGCACGCCAGCCCCUUGGUGCUUGGCGAGCUUUUAGCAGUCACCUUUGCCAUCUUCGUACUAGCGGUACUGUUAUGGAAGAUUGGUCGAUUCAUCCGUUCUUUCAACAAGCACAAGGUGCUGCGUGAAGGGAAGCCUCCGACGGCUCGAUAUGCGCGAACAUGGUACGGCUGGGUCUCCCUGAACACCCACAAACGGAACAAGAGAGUUGUCUACCGAUGCUUUACCCGACUCCGAGAGUGGACGGCGUGGAAGUCAACCAGGGCGGACUAUCGCUGGGUAUGGUGGGAUCCCGAGCAGAAGGAAAUGCAACGUCGUCGGCGCGAACGGCGGUUUCUCAGAUGGCUACCCGAAUGGCUUCAGAGCUAUGAUUAUAGCCCGGCGGAUGGCUUCUGCCCUUCGCAACCCUUGCCCACAUGCCGUGGUGCCAGGAGGGAUCGCAAUGCAACAUCGGUUUCUUCCAUCGUCGUCAAAUCCUUGAGAGAACCGCAGCUGGCCAAUCCGAUUCGAGAUCUGCGAUCUAGUCAUAGGGUACAGCAGGGAGAAAGGCAGGUUAAAUUUCCUCGAGUCUUCAGCACCGGUGAUUGCGCCUUUGAUGAGGGCAUGCAAUGCCAUUCGUUGUGUCUGAGAGCAGUGGCCGCUAAAGUUCGGCCAUUGACGGAGAAUAUCACUCUCUUCCAGCGUGCUUGCCACUUUUCUCACAACAUGGCUCCUUGGGCAUCCUGCCACGAACAUCGGUCUAGCGGUCAGCCAACGAACUUGUUUGCACAGAACAAUAUCCUGCAACCGAGUCCGCCAGAUGACUAUGGACAAACAUGGGUAAAAUCCCGACAGGAUAAAAAAGCACUGCAAUUGCCAUCCACGUCCCAGCAUCGACGUCUACAUAGAUACCGGAUGUGGUCAGCGAGGAUGCAGAUGCAAACUGAAAGCCCUGGGCGGAACCGGGGUGCAACUUCAUGCCCUCCCGGAACCCCAGUUACUGAGUUUCUGCCCAGCUGUCCGUCGGAUCGAACUGCCGCCUCUCGUGCCUCAGGCUCAAGUCAAAGAAAGGAGUGCAGUGGGCAUCAGUGGGAGUCGUGUGAAAAAGGAUUCCGAGUGACUGAGGGCAUGCUUAUGCGACGACAAAUGUGGCUGCUGGCUAUCAACCGUGCGGACUCUGAGUCCAUGAAAUGGAAUUCGGCACCCGCAAGGGUUCAAUUGUCGAAAGGGCCAUUGGCCCGGGCUGCCGUGCCGUUAGAACAGCAGGAAUGGCAACUGAUGCGACAGUCUAAAAGGGACGUGGAUAUCCUUGUUACUAGCGAGAUGAUGCGCCUCGACGACACAGUCUACAAUUCCAAAGUCUCCAAAUGCCCACAGGCUUUAAGUACACCGGAAAGACAAGAGCGCAAGGAGGACUUGUGUGACUGGGAAGUCCGGAUGUUGCACAGGUUGAAUCGAAAACUGGUAUGGCUUUUCAAUGAACUCACUCCGGGCCAAAAGCCCUAUCAUUUUGCGCUUCUCGCCAACCACUGGCUGAACAGGGAAACAUGGCUGGUGAUCGACCCCGUCUCGAGAGUCCCGAUAGAUGCGCGCCGCGAAUGGGGGGACCCUCGCUUCAACGUCCCAUACCUCCAGCCAACUUUCAGCCCCAAACCGAAGUACCCCGUUGUCCCGAGGACAGAAACUCGCAUUCCUCGCGUCGAGUCAUGGCGGGUGGCGGUCAACCAGCAAAGAAAGGCGUCGGGGAUUCGAGACGCGAUUCGGACUGUGGAAUUAUAUGAAGAAUCAGCGGAUGAGCCGCCAGACGGGCAUAUCGAUCCGGCCUGUUGGAUUUUACGCAAACCCCCUCAGGGGUUUGAGUUGUCGACACGACAGAAAACUGCCUGGUACGAGGGGGUUGCCGGAUGGCAAGAGAAGCUCGACGAUUGGCAACAUGUCCGGCAUGGAUACCUUAUGCACAAGCUGAUAUAUGGAGGCCGAGUCAAUCGAACAUGGCUCAAAGAGGUCGCGGCGCAAAUCAACAAGCCACUCCAAUUGGUUCAUGACAAAGGGUCUGUACACAAGAUUCACCAGGAGAUUUGA
Penicillium lagena is the source of this 2157-nucleotide messenger RNA. RefSeq lists its product as uncharacterized. The coding region runs from base 1 to 2157 and encodes 718 amino acids. NCBI's taxonomy places the organism in Eukaryota, Fungi, Ascomycota, Eurotiomycetes, Eurotiales, Aspergillaceae. The transcript has a single exon. The record is from RefSeq and is a predicted model, not a curated record.